Messenger RNA from Telopea speciosissima, 1487 nucleotides. RefSeq names its product patatin-like phospholipase domain-containing protein 4. Gene Ontology annotation, cellular component: cytoplasm; membrane; lipid droplet. Gene Ontology annotation, molecular function: triacylglycerol lipase activity. The record is from RefSeq and is a predicted model, not a curated record. NCBI's taxonomy places the organism in Eukaryota, Viridiplantae, Streptophyta, Magnoliopsida, Proteales, Proteaceae. The transcript has 7 exons. Gene Ontology annotation, biological process: triglyceride catabolic process; lipid homeostasis. The coding region runs from base 6 to 1274 and encodes 422 amino acids.
GCGAAAUGUUUCUUAACCUCAAAAAAGCCCCGUAUCGGUCUCUAAUGGCCGCUUCGGGCUCUCUCUCUUCCCUUCUCCUCUCUGGACCUCACUCUUUCCUUCCACCAAUUUCAAACCCUAAUCGUAAAUAUUAUCGUAACACUAACCCUAGUAUUCACCUUCCAUCUCGAACUCAAAUCCUCAAAUUCUCUGUGAAUUCAGAGUCCAAGAACGAGCUCAGCGACUACCCUGUCUCAGAGAAGAAAUCUUUCGCGGUUGCUACCGGUGAGCUUUUCCUUGGAAUCGCUUCUAGGAUCAUCAGGAGAAAGAAUGGAAAUGGGGAUCUUGUUUCUUUGCCAGUUACAAUGUUUAAGGAUACUGAGGAUUUGGAGGGGGAAUCGUAUGUCAGAGAGAGGAUUGAUUCGGUUGUGGAGGAUUCUGUUGAUUCGGGCGUUAUUUGGGAGCAGAGUUUGAAGGAUGUGGAGGCAGAGAGGGAGCUGAAAACGAUUACGAGCCCUGGAUUUAGCUUCUCUGCAGCUGGGUUGCUCUUCCCUUAUCAUCUGGGUGUUGCUCAGUUUCUUAUAGAGAAAGGAUACAUCAAGGAAACCACACCAUUAGCUGGUUCCUCAGCUGGUGCAAUAGUAUGUGCAGUGAUUGCCUCUGGAAACAACAUGCAGGAGGCCCUAAAAGCUACCAAAAUACUUGCUGAAGAUUGCCGGCUUAGAGGAACUGCAUUUCGCCUUGGGGCUGUUCUGAGAAAUAUUCUUCAAGAGUUUCUGCCUGAUGAUGUUCAUAGUAGGUCAAAUGGAAGAGUUCGUGUUGCUGUAACUCAGAUUCUAUGGAGGCCUAAAGGCUUACUUGUGGAUCAGUUUGACUCCAAGGAAGAUCUCAUUAAUGCAGUCAUCACUUCUUCCUUCGUCCCAGGGUAUCUUGCGCCAAGCCCUGCAACAAUGUUUAGGAAUCGACUUUGUGUUGACGGUGGUUUGACAUUGUUUAUGCCACCAACAUCUGCGGCUCAUACGGUUCGUGUUUGUGCUUUCCCGGCUGAUCAAUUGUCACUGAAAGGAAUUGGGAUCAGUCCACAUUGCAACCCAGAGAGCAGGGCUAGCAUUCGUCAGCUUUUUCAAUGGGCAUUAGAGCCAGCACAAGAUCAUAUUCUUGAUAGACUCUUUGAGUUCGGAUAUCUGGAUGCUGCUACAUGGGCAGAGCAUAAUCCAGUGGAGGAAAGAGUGGAAGAUCAGAGCAACCCCAACAGAUCCCAAGUUCAAGAUGACUUCACCCCAGAGAUGGUCUAAUACCUGAAGAUAUCCAUCCAGGUACUGUGGCACUAUGAGAUCCAAAAUCUCUGGGUGGUUUUAAGUCAUACCUGGAUUUUGGUACUCAUGCUUUCAAUGGGCAUCAGGUAAAAGGAAACACUGCCUUCUAAAUUCUAAAUCAUAGGAUUAAAGUUCUCGAUGUAACAACACUAUCGUGAAGGCUGUUCCAUUGGAUGGAUCAUCAGCAGCCAU